UCUCAUCAAAGGGAUGUUUAGGGUGGUUUGCGCUGUCAAAGCAUUGAACCCGGACCAGGCCAAGGAGAGCGGCCUAGAGCCGGCUCCGGACGUCCUGGCUCCGCGCGCUCUAAACUGAUAGCCGCAGCCUCCACUUCCAUUGAUGUGCUCAUAUAAUGACAUGAAACAUCAAAUAAAUGCUAAAUACGUAGCAUUCAGGGCCCGCAGCAGCCGAGCAAGCAGUUGACCUGCCGGUUGAUCGCGCCCAAGUGCCCUUCGUGUGUGCCUUCCCUGUUGCUGUUCCCGUUGCGUACAAAUAUAGCAAUUUACCGACAAAUUUGCAGGUGGUGACGAGAGUCACCGGUUGUUAGUUACAUACUGCACGUUCGUUGAUUGCAUCCUUAGUCUGCUGCCGCCGCCCGUCUUCUCCACUUCCCGCUGUCGUGUUAGCUGUGCGCCGCCCCCCUUUGGGUGCAUGACUCCAGGCCUCCUACACAUGGCUGUCUCUGAGCCACCUCCUGGCCACUGCAUAUGGCCACUUCAUGCCUCCCCGCCGGCGUCAGCGCCGUUGUGGGCCGCCGCACCGGCGGCAACACCAGCGCGGCCGGGGACACAACGGCUGUAGCACCACUGCUGCUUGCCUCGCUGGAUGUUCUGUGCUACGACACGGCUGACUACAGCCUCAACAACCUGUACGGCGGCACUACCGCGGUCGAUGACAAGGUGUUUGGCGAGCGGUGCCCACAGCUGACACUCGCGUCGGGUGUGACGCUGGUGCGCUCUAAAUUUGACGGCUUCACGUCGCUCCGGCUGCUGUGCACGCCCGUUCCGGACACCACGCUGGAGGCCACGGCGUACACAGGCCAACUGCCAGCAGUUGGGCAGCUGCCGGCCCUGCCUGCCGCCAGCCCAGCAGGCUCUACCACUCAGCAGCAGCCGUACCACUACGAAUGCCCGGCUGGCUCCAAGGUUGUAUCGGUCCUUGCGCGCAUCGACAGCACGGCCAUCGCGACCGGUAGCGCCGGUGCAGACACAUCUGCGCUGCUCAACCUGCGUUUCGAGUGUGACAACGCCGCGCCCGACCCCUCCCGCCCCAGCCUGGCAUCAAUCGCGGCCGCCGCAGAGCUGGCUGCCUCCUCUCCCUACUCUGCCGCGGUGCUGCUUGCCGCUACUGGCACCAGCAGCGGUGCGGGGGCUGUGACCAGCGGUGCGGGCAGCGGCGGCAGCAGCAGCGGCGCAGCAGGUGGCGGCGGCCUGCGGCAUUGGCGUAUCCAGUUUCACUGGCGGCCGGCGCCUGCCACGGUCGUCAACACCUGACCCUGCGCUCCCCUGCUGUUUGGUUGAUUGCUGGCUGUGCUGUUGCUUGGCAGCGGGACGUGACUGGACGCAUGGCGGGCCGUUCCUGUACGAACCGACCCCGGCUAUGUCCGGGAGAUGAGGUAGACGCUUGCGGCCUCAGACUGAACAUGUGGCGUGGGCGCAGCCCACUUUUGCCAUGCGAGGGGAUGCGAGGGGAACCACAUAUCUUACUGUCGCUUCUGUCCACCCUCACCGCACUGGUAUUUUUGGUGCACUUGAUGCACACCCUGCCGCGGCGCUGCCUUGACCACAAGCCGCAGCCCUAGCAGUCGCCGCGGCUGGCUGGUGAGCUGGAUUCGGCAGCAGCUGCUGCAGGACGAGCGCAGCGAGGGCGAAGGCGAGGGCGAGCACAGCCGCAGCAAGGCACCAGCGGUUGUGCCUGCGCAUGUGGCGCUCGACAGAGCAGCGGCGCGGGCGCACCGCCGCCCGCUCAGUGUCGCCCACGUCGUCAUGAGACACCGUCAGACUUCAACGCUGGCUCGCAUGGGGCGGGGGGAGCGGAUGCUGGGGCGGAGGUGUGGCGGGUGCGAAGCGCCCGUCAUGCAAGGCGGCGGCGCGCAGGACCAGCAGCCGCCUGGGGCGCGAGACGGUGCCGCACCGCCACCGCCAGGGCGGUCGCCAGAACGGCGCUGGCCGCAUUGCACGGGUCUUGGUGACAACAGCGGCUGUGGCUGCAGGUGCAGUGCUGGACGUCGCCACUGGAAGGCUGCUGUGGGGGCGCAUCCGCCGCGUGCCUACUGGUGCAGUCGCGGGAAGCCUAGCUAUGAUGCGCUCUUUCAUGUACCAGCUAGCUGCAAACGCGCUGGCACGGGUAAGGAGAAGGGUUUCAGCACGCGCAGACAUCGCAUGCAGUCAUUCGCUUUGAGAGUCGGGGGAGUACGGUAGGUAACUGGUGUGGUGGCUGGCGUUACUGCUGCUUGGCCGAUAUGAGACCGUUAACAACACAUGGGGCUGUUAGGCAUUCAUACUGGACCCAUGUCCGGGCCUAUCUUGCAUCAUUGUCCUGACGGUGUGUGUGAGUGCAUACGGUAGAUCGGCUGAGACACAAGUGCGGAUGUGACAUCACUGGAAGUUUGAUCUU
Messenger RNA from Chlamydomonas reinhardtii, 2419 nucleotides. RefSeq lists its product as uncharacterized. NCBI's taxonomy places the organism in Eukaryota, Viridiplantae, Chlorophyta, Chlorophyceae, Chlamydomonadales, Chlamydomonadaceae. Bases 511 to 1296 code for a protein of 261 amino acids. The transcript is spliced from 4 exons. The record is from RefSeq and is a predicted model, not a curated record.